AUGGCAACUGUCAAACUGAUGGAAGAUCUGCAAACCGAAAACCAGGAUAAUACCACGGACGGUAUCAGCAGUGGUGAUGACGUCCCUCCAACACAACUCGCAAAAGAACAAAAAAUGAAGUCACCAACUGCAACUCGUGCCACUAGGUUUGGCGAGCCGACUUCUGACUCCGACUCGAUCAAGGCGGGUGAUAUUCGAGACGAUAGGAAUACACCUCGUCAAGUAGACGUCAUCAAUGUUCCAAAGCCGAAGCGCCGAAAUCUGUCGCGGACCACGCCAACCCAGCUACGCCAAACAAAGAUUUCCCCAGGUGCAUCGCGGCUAGCUGUACACAAGUAUCCCAGUGGGCUAACAGUGAAGCUGCAUGAAUUUGUGACGUGGGCCCGCAAUACACAAAACAUGAAGAACAUCUUGGCUAUGAUGAAGAAAUACCCAGUGCAACUGACGGAUGCCUAUCUAAGAUCGCGUGUGAUUGAGUGCCAGUGGGAAGUGAUGAGGUCUGAGGACAACAUGCACCCUUUUGUAAUUCCCGUGGAUCUUACACGGUCAAUGGAGGCUGCAAUAUCUACUACACGGAAGGAGCAGCGCGAACCCGACAAACUAGACUCAAAUGUAUCGCUGCAAGGUAUUGUUUUGGACAUUGUUGCAACAAUCGACCCAAAGCUCUGA
Phytophthora nicotianae INRA-310 is the source of this 669-nucleotide messenger RNA. RefSeq lists its product as hypothetical. The record is from RefSeq and is a predicted model, not a curated record. The transcript has a single exon. The coding region runs from base 1 to 669 and encodes 222 amino acids. Lineage: Eukaryota; Oomycota; Peronosporomycetes; Peronosporales; Peronosporaceae.